This is a messenger RNA of Teleopsis dalmanni, 2967 nucleotides long. RefSeq lists its product as uncharacterized. The record is from RefSeq and is a predicted model, not a curated record. NCBI's taxonomy places the organism in Eukaryota, Metazoa, Arthropoda, Insecta, Diptera, Diopsidae. The coding region runs from base 46 to 2757 and encodes 903 amino acids. The transcript has 2 exons.
AAUUCCAAAAGUUACUGUCUCCUAAGAUUAAUCUCCAUAAACAGUAUGUGCUGUCGUGGUUAUAUAUGUUGUCUUGACAUGUUAAAGUCGGAGCCUUCCUCUGAUUCUGAAUCUGAUAAUUUUUAUGACAGAAGGGAUUCCAAUAAUCCAAGUGAACCCAUUACCACUGCCAGAGACAAUUCUCAAGCCCUUCGUCAGAACCUAGCCUCCAGUGAUGAACAGUUCAAGGCAGCCACUUCUGGUACUAACGUAAAAGUAGAAGUUCAUGAUAAUGUUAUCAGAAUUAUUGGUCACUUUGAUACCGCAACUGCUACUCAAGAUCUGAAAGCCAAAGAUUCUGAAACUGUUUCACGUGAUGAGGCUCACGAAUAUCAGUUGAAUGCUAUCAAUCCAAAAGAUAAAAGCUCAUGCAGAAGCCUAUUCGAUAACUGUAAUGCGAAUAGCUGUCUUUGUGAAAGUGAUAGUAUUCGAUGUGGGGAGCUGAAACCUAUUGAUGUUUCAAACAUGGCACAUGGUGUAGUUUAUGACAAGAAUCAAAAUGGGGUAGUUCCGAAAGAACAAGCUAUAUCCACACAAUUCUUUGAUAAAUAUGAAGCUAAUAACUAUAUGAAUGGUAGCGAAGUACAUCGAUACGAUACGAUUGUUAAUGAUAUGUGUAGUCCUAUAAAACAAAUUAGAGCACCUAAAGAGGAAUAUAUUGCACCCAAAUCUGAUAUAAACGAUAAUGCUAAUACUACAGAGUUUAGUGAGUUAGAAAUUGGCAAGUCGACUCCAAAAGUUCUUUAUAAUAGAGAUGCUGUUGUCACAAAAAGUGUUUUUGAAAUUGAGAAUUGUGCAAUAUAUGAACCAGUGCUCGAUGAAGAUUUGCACGCAUCAGCCAAUCAAGAAAGUGAACUUAACUAUAAGAAGGUUGAUAACUUAAAUAUUCCUUGGAUUGAUGACCCAAAAGAUUUUAAUAUAUCUCUUACCAAAUCGCAUAACGCUCAGAAAAUUACAAUACAAAGUUGUUUAGAUAAAAAUAAUGCACCGCCCACCGAAUCAACUUGUAUCGAUCAUCCUUUUACUUCUGGUAAUGACACCAAUCCUUUUAUGGUUAAUACACCAAAAGAUAUGGUGGUUAGUUUUCCGUUAAAAGAUAUCUCCAGUUUUGCAAAUAAAAGUAAGGGCACCGUAUCGACUAACCCAUUUAAGGUUGACAAUUCCAUUUAUGAUAAAUAUGUUACUACCAGUUUUUUGGACUCGCCAGCUAAAGAUGUCAAUAUAUUACACAAUGUAACUGAACCAAUUUGUCAAUGUACAUCCACAGGUUUGAUUAAUACACAUCAGGCUGAUAAUAACCGUAAUGAAAGCGAUGUAGUCGAUGCUCAGUUAGACUUAUUAGUCUAUGAUGCUAGCACAACAGACGAUGGAAGUGCUUACAGCAAAAUCAAUGCUAUGGAUCCAAUUAAUAUAAACGUAUGUGAUCUUUUGAUUGAUAUAUCUCAAUUUGAUAAUUACUUUAAUGAAGAACGUAUUUCUACACAACAUAGAAAUGCUUAUGAAACAUCUGAAGUUGGAUCUUGUGGAUUGCCAACUGAUAAUUUCGUUGCAAAAGUUUCCAGAGUAGAUAAUUCUUUAACCAAAACAAGUGAAAUUGCUGCCGAGAUAAAUUCGUUAAAUGAACUUGGCAGUGCCAUUGAUUUGUCUGUAUCUACCACUCAGGAAGACACAAUCAAUUACACAAAGACUGAGGAUAUAAACAUUCCAUGGAUUGAUGAGACAAUGCAAAUAGAAUUCAUUGCUGAACAAUCAUAUACAACCAUAGAGGUUGGAAUAUGUAGUCACUCAGAUAACAACAAGGAACUUAACAUACAUUGUAAUGAAAGUUUAGAGUUAAUUAAUCCUUGUCCUGAUAGUUUUUCAAAUGUAGUAGAUGCAGAGCAAUAUACAAAAGAAAAUGUUUUAUUGAAGGAUAUCCCAAUGUUAUUAGAGAACCGAUGUUCUCAUGAACAAGACACACAUGCAAGCUUGAUUGAUAUGGAUGAGACUGUUGACUGCCUUACCCAAAAUGAGAUUACCAAAAAUGUUGAAAAUUUUUUUAAUGAGACUGUUGGUUGUAGCAUAUUAAAUCCUACAAUUGCGAAUAAACACGACAUAACCACAAAAUUAAUUGAUGUGUAUGGCAUUGAUAAUAACCUCAAUGAAAGUAGUAAGUACCACAUACUAAACUCAACUGAAUCUGAUAUGAUUGAUUUUUCAAGUCCUGUAAAAUUAAUAAAUACACAUAAAAUACAUAAAGUAUCAUGUGUCAUACCGGUUUCGGAAACAACGAAUAAUUCCGAGUCUGCUGAGUACUGCGAAUUAAUAACUGACAACCUGGUUACAGAAGCUACUGAUACUUGUAUUAAAAAAAGUCUCAUUGAAUUUACUGCAGAGGAGGAACUGAAUUUACGUGCAUCUACCAUAUGCAAAGAUACAAUCAAAAACGUACAGAUUAAUAACCUAAACAAACUAUCAAUUGGUGAUAUAGAACCACUCAAUUCGUCUGCUUUGGAAAUGUAUAUACCUCAGAAUGAUGCAAUAAAUAGACAAUCAAAAAAAAACGAAAACCUUGACAUGAUUCGUACUGAGUCUACUGUAGUUAAUACGCAACAGCCUGUUAUAGCUAAUUAUAUAUUAAAGGAUAUUCGCAUUGAAAAUGAAAUAAAAUUAGUGAAUGCUAAAAAUGCUACAGCAAAAAACUUAAAGGAUAGAAACGAUAUUCCUUAUAUAAAUUAAGGCAAUCAUUUUUCUGAUAUUUCAGAAGUAGCGAAUAUCAUACCUGGAAGUUAUUAGUUAACUAAAACUGUUAAAUAAAAUUUAAAGGAACUAGAAGAAAGAAUAUAUCAAAUAAAACAAUGAACUGGGACAAAAUUCGUUUCCGAUGUUGGAUAUAUUUUAAAUUUAAAUAACCACCUCAAAAUAUUUUAAACACAAAUAGUUUUUAUA